Molecule: messenger RNA, 5953 nt
Organism: Neocloeon triangulifer
Lineage: Eukaryota; Metazoa; Arthropoda; Insecta; Ephemeroptera; Baetidae
Gene: Cph
Product: B-cell lymphoma/leukemia 11A
Exons: 3
Coding region: 360-3446 (1028 amino acids)
Biological process (GO): regulation of transcription by RNA polymerase II
Cellular component (GO): nucleus
Molecular function (GO): RNA polymerase II cis-regulatory region sequence-specific DNA binding; DNA-binding transcription factor activity
Source: RefSeq, a predicted model, not a curated record
UCGUUGUCGCCAGCGCCCGUGCUCGCCUGCCGGCCAGCCGAGUGGGAUCAGUCAGUGUGGCCUGUGCGCUCCCCCAGUCCGAACGCACUGCGACCGCCGCUCUCGCGCUCGCUCGCGCCUUCCACCCGCACCUUCAACUGCUCAUCACUCACACUUUAAGAUGAAGAACAAAAGGAAAGGAAGCAAGUUCCGUCGCAGAAGCUGCGUGUAGAGUGACAGUGCCCGACACAAACUUGGAUUUUGGUUUUCUCCGAAGACAACAACACUUGGUGCGCCAAAUUUUUGAGACCAAACUGUGCUAAACAAAAAUCAGUUCUGCGAAACGCAUCGGACACUCUCUGCGGCGAUUCGGCCAAAAGAUGAGGAUUAAAAUGCCAGCUAUGCGCAUCGCGCAAGCUGACGCGGAAGUGGUCCAGGACAUCCUGACGUGCGGCGCGUGCCAAAAGCCGUUCGCGCUGGCCGACAUCUGCAAAUUCAUCCAGCACAAGAACCUCUCCUGCAACAAGGAGAACUACUCGUGCGGCUUCACCGGCGCCGAGCAGGACGUCAACGAAGACAGCGACGACGGCGCCCAGCCCAUGAACGUCAACUCGCGCCGGCCGAGCAUCUCGGCGCCCAUUUCGGGCAAAAAGGGCCCCCAGACGGCCACCGCGCCCUCCUCCCUCCUGGACGCGUCCUCGAGGCUUGAGGAGCGACUCGGGGUGACGGCGCCACCACCGUCGCCGCAACACCCCGGCGCCUCGUCCUCGCACGACGCCCUCCUCGCCGCCUCCAGCCCCGGCAGCCGGCCGUCCUCCAGGGCGCAACAACUGUCCGCCUCCGGCGAGUUCAAACCGCACAUCAAACAGGAGUCGGACGCCGAACGAUCCAGAGCGUCCAGGUCACCAGAUGUGGCCGACGCUUGCUCCAACACCGUCGUAUCAGAACCCAGCAAUUACGUGUGCUCGACGUGCAAGCAGCGCUUCCAGUCCGCAUGGACGCUGAUGCAGCACGUGCAGGAAGGGCACGGCAUCAAGAUCUACAUCGACCUGACGGCGGCGACGCCACCGCCGACCGUGUCGGCGCCGUCGCUGCCGCCACUGGCGCCGCCGGUGGUGAGCCGCCUCCACGACCUGCCCCCGCGUUCUUCCAUGCCGCCGAUCCAGCCGCCGCUGCCGUCGGCGCUCGACCCGCACAACCCCUUCAACCUGCUGCGCAUGCCCCUGGGCGGCGAGCGCAACUUCGGCAACAGCUCGCUGGCCGCCGCGGCCGCCGCCGCGCUCAACCCUUUCGCGAGGCCCCCUUCUAGUCACGACUUCCGCAUGGAGCAACUAGUCUCGGAACAGUUCCGUCUCAACCCGCACGCGGCCGGCCUGAAUCUGGCCGCCGCCCUUGAGCAGGUGCGGCCGCCGCCCUUCGCGACGGACCCGUUCGAAAGACCGCCGAGCACCAGAAGCACGGCCUCGUCCGGGGCACCGACGUCCAGCUCGGUGCCUCCGCCGCCCCCGCAGGCGGCGUCAUCCUCGUUGGGCGCACUAAAUCUCGAGCCGCAACUGGAUUUUUACUCGCAGCGGCUGCGUCAGUUGGCAGGCACUACCAGCCCUGGCGGAGGAUCCAGCCCGUCGAGCCGAAAGCAGAUCCUCACUCCCCCUUUUACCAGCCCGAAUAACAACUCGGCGCCGCGGUCGUCGCAGCAAGAAACGACGCCCCCGGCCGCCGGCUCGUCGGCUGCAGGCCACAAGGCCAACCAGCAGCCGUCGACCUCGGGCUCCUCUUCCUCCCUUCUGUCUCAAUCCCUCAACAACUCGUCGUUUUCGGGAAACGGGAGUGUGGGGCGGGCGUCUCUGAGUCCUCCACAGAUGCGGCCGCCCUCGCAACCCUUGAGCUCCUCACUGCCUACCUGCGGGCCACACGAGUCGGACUUGACACCCUUGCCCAGUACUCCGCGGGCACAGUCCACGCCCCCAGACCCCAGCAAGGCGGCCGGCGAGGCCGCGGCCGAGGCGGCCACCGACCUCACUUCUUUCCACCACAAUAAGAACAAGUCGUGCGAAUUCUGCGGCAAAAGGUUCAAGUUCGUCUCCAACCUGAUCGUGCACCGCCGCUCGCACACCGGCGAGAAACCCUACCGCUGCCCCAUCUGCAACCACACGUGCUCGCAGGCCAGCAAGCUCAAGCGACACAUGAAGAUCCACAGAGCGGCCCGCAAACACGGCGGCCCGCUCAACGGCAGCACCAACUCCACCCCUGAGUCCGGCGAGACCGACUCUUUGGGCGGUUCAAUCGAAACCUUGGACUCGGACGAUGACAAGUCCGAGGACGAGGAAGAUGAGCUGGAGGACAUGGAGUUGGAGGAAGAGGAAGAAGAGGAGGGAGACGAGUCCGAGGAGGACAUCGAGGGUGACGCUCCCGAGGACCUGACCACCAAGUCCUCGUCGAGCGCCACGUCGACGCCCACCCAGCACCCCAGCAAGGACAAAGGUCUCAAGCUGAUGCACCCCUCCCUUCCAUUGGCCGGCUCCCUCGUCGGCGAGCUGAUGAACAAGUUCGGUCUGAGCGACAUUCAGCAGUACAACGAGGCCUACAAGCAGGCGCUGCAGGAAUCGGGCGGCCUCAAAAUGGGCAAGGACGACAAGCCGCUGCCCAGCAACAACAACGACCGCAUCAGGGACAACAACAACAUCCCCCACUCCCUGAUGAAGAAGCGGCACGAGAACGGUCUGGACAAAAGCGCCCUCCAGUUCCACGAAGACCUGAGGAAAGGUUUGAUCGGCCAGCCGCACAUGGACAUCAACCCGCACCUCUUCGGCUUCGACAUGCCCUUCGACGCCAGCAAGCGUCUCAAGCUGGACCUGGAAAACCACCCUUUGCGGAACGACCGCGACAUCUACGCCGGCCUUUCGUGGCUGCCGACGAUGGCCCCCACCCCUCGUGACCUUUUUGGGGUCGACCACCCCAACUUUGACCUGCUCACCGGCAGAAAGGAGAAGUCGCGAGACCACCAGAAGCCGGGCCCGUCGGCCAUGACGGCCGCGGCCGUGGCCGCCGGCCUGAACCUGGGCCUCGGGCCGACCGGGGUGCCGCGCAAGGAGAGCCGGCGCAACGACACGUGCGAGUACUGCGGCAAGAUUUUCAAGAACUGCAGCAACCUGACCGUGCACCGCAGGUCGCACACCGGCGAGAAACCGUACAAAUGCGAGCUGUGCAGCUACGCGUGCGCGCAGUCGAGCAAGCUGACGCGCCACAUGAAGACGCACGGCCGGCUGGGCAAGGACGUGUACCGGUGCCGCUUCUGCGAAAUGCCCUUCUCGGUGCCGUCCACCCUGGAGAAGCACAUGCGCAAGUGCGUCGUGAACCAGAACAACAAGGCGGCCGCGGCGGCCAACGCGAGCGGCCUCAUGGCCGCCUCCAUGAUGGGCGACGACACCGGCGACUCGAGCGCCUCCGCCUCCAAGGACACCACAUGACUCUUCCCGUGGGGAGGCUUCCGCCAUCCGCCCCCGCCACAACCGCCGCCGCAGAGCAUUUACUGACGGUCGGCCCCCGUCUUCCCGCCCCCGCACCUGCAGCCCCCGAUGUAUCUACCUCCGCUCCCUGCGCCCUUCCCAUGGCGGAACCCGCGGCACUUUCGACCCCCGAGUCAAUUCUUCCUCCCGGCGCGCCCGGGAUAAAAACACUAUUAUCAGCAGUGCAAAGUGACGAAGAUGAAAAGAAGAUUGGUGGAUGGACGCACGAUUUGUGACGUUUUUAUUAUCAAAAAAAGCAGCACGUGUACCAUAUAAUGACAAACGGACUUAUAAGACACCGCAGCAAAAUGUAUUAUUUUCUCACGUAAUAUUUCCUUCGAUUUUUUUUUUAUGACUUUUUAUAAAUUAUUACUCCACACACUCGUAUAAGAUGAAAUUUUUGAGACUUGAUUUCCUUCUCUUUGAUUUAAAUAUUUCUGUGUAGUGCGUAGACUUUUUUUUGUUCAUAUAUAAUUAUAAUUUAAUUUAACUCGUAAUUAUUUAUGAGAGAAAACCAAAGGUAUUUUAAAAACGAAUUGGUUCCUAUUUGAGGAGAAUCUGCUGUCUUUUGUGUUUAUUUUUUUGUCUCCGCACGUUUUUGAUAUAUUUAUUUUUAAAAAAAAACCACCCUCCUCAUUCUCACACACACUCUCGCUUUCCACACAUUGGGGAUAAUGGAGUUGCUUUUAUAAUAUUUUUUUAAUCAUUCGAAAAACACUCACCACACACAUUCCUUUUUUUAUAAAACGAAAUAAUAAAUAUGUAUAAUAAAAACGAGACGCGCGCACAGCAAAAUUUUCAAAACAUUUAUCCACACAAAAAUGCAUAAUAAUUCCUUUUCGGAAGACUGUUCUUUAUAAUAAUUUAUUUUUCCGUGUACGUAUUCAAACAUUCAUAUAGUGGACACAAAACGUAACUUUAAUGUUCCGUCAGCAUUUGAAUUCCUAAACGAUGAAUGGCUCAAAGUAUAAAAUAUAACUCUCAAUUCCUCUCAACGUUAUCCCAACAGUAAACUGUAAAUAUCAUGCGAAUUUAUAAAUGAUACGAAAUCAACUUGCAAAAACCGCCGUAAAGUGUCACCCACCAUUCUGGAAAAAAAUUGAUAUGUAUCGUGUGAUUGAUGAUUAAAUUUAAAAUUUGUGUCCCUUACAUAUAAAUUGUUAAUUUUCAAUUUGUUCUAGAAACGAUCCUAUUUGUAUUUGAAUAAAUUAUUAAUUAAAUUUUUGACUCGUUCCAAGAAGUCAAGAGACGCGAUUUACCACUCAAAGUAUUAAUUAAUUUUGUCCCACUUCCUACAAGUGCGUGAUUGUGCGAGACGUAAAUGUUAUUUAAUAAUUAAAGACGCAAUGUACACACAGCAUUUUCUCGUUGUAUAAUGUAAAUGGUAAGGAAAACUUCACACACACGUCAUUCUACCACACGUAUUUUUAGCUCGUAACGAUUCUUCCCCUAAGCGCACAGGACACACUCCUCCCGAUAGCUGAUAAAUACAAUUAUUUUUCCAAACAAAUAUAUCCCCUCUCGAGCGCCAGUUCGCGGUGCAAGCUCCACAUUCACUUUAUAUAAAAAUUUAAAUUAAAAUAAUUGUAUUGAAAUAUGAGAAGAAAGAACAUUGUAGCAGCUUAGCUAUUUGUAUUUCUUACAGGGUAAACUAGCCGGAAAAAUAUAUCUUUCCCCGCGCGAAAUAAAAAUGUUUAUAUAUCACCCCAUACAAGAAAGAAAACAAAAAUUGUGUAUAAAAAAGUCAUCAAACUGAUUAAUUGUAAUUAAUUAAAUUAACGUAGGUGUACAAAAAGAGACGCCUCGAAUUCCCCGGUCCCGUUGGAGGAACCUUUUGUACUUACCGGGGACGACGACAGCGUCUCUCUCUCGAGACAAAUCUUCAAAUCAAUUUUCGUCAUCAAAAUAAUAAUUUAGCGGCUGCUUGACAUUCGAGCAGCCCUCUGAAUGUGAGACUAUGUAAGCUUAAACGCGAGCAGCAGAAUGUAAUAAAUAAUUUAAUAAAAACAACCGAAAUUGGCGAGAACAAAAUGAUAACCGACACCCACUGAUUGUUCCGUGUGACUGUAUCUCUCUCUCUCUAUCUCUCAUUGUCGCAAAAAAUAAUUAAAAUAAAAAUCUCAUCGAUUUUCGUCUCUCGGUCCGAUGUGCAAAAAUAAUGCAAAAGAUGAUGCAGUGUUUCUCGGCGGUCGCGAGACAACAAGUUUAUUAUAUUAUAAAAAUAAACGGAAAUUACAAAAAAAAAAUUAUGUAUUUGAAAAAGCACCGACGAUGUGUAAAAUGUACAUGUAAUGUACCACGAACCCGCGGGGAAAAACAGAGACAUCUCUUAAGUUGUAUGAAAAGUAUAAUAGGCAUUUAAGUAAGUGGUAGAUGAUAAAAUCAAGAAUGACGACGAUUAAUAUGUGUAAUUUGAUUGUCAAACCAGUUUGUUUUUAUUAAAGGCUUCUUUCAUAGAGAAGAUGAAA